AUGCCAAGUGGUUCGUUUUUCUUUAAAGUAUUUAUAUGUGGAUCUCCCUUUUGUGUUUUGUUUUUUAAUGAAAUUAAUAGAAUAAGAAAAUUUAGAGAAAAUGAAAGAUUAAACAAAAGUUUGUUUUUAAAAAAUUUUGAUAAAAAUAUUAUAAAAAAUGAAGAAAAUAAUGAGAAAUUAAAAAAGCAUUCUCUCUUUAUAAAUGAUGAAAAUGAAAAUGAAGCACUACAUUAUUUUUAUGGGAAAGCAUGGGGAUAUACUACAGAUUACGAAAUUGAUUUAAGUUUAAAUACAGGCGAUUUAAUUUUUAUUAAGCAUGAUUUGGAUUAUAUAAAUUUUUUUAAAAAAAUAUUAUUAAAAAUAAAUAGAUAUCUUCAAUCUAAUGAUAACUAUGAUGAAAUAGGAAUUAUCAUAAAAAAACAUAACAUUAGUUAUGUUUAUAUUCAGAAUAUAUUAAACAAAAAAGAAAAAUUAAUGCGUUAUUCAUAUUUUUUGCAGAAGUAUAAACCAUCUGUUGUUUCAUUGAGAAGGUUAUUAUGUAAUGAUGAAGAUAUAAAAAAGAAAUUGCAUGAGAACAUAUUAGAAAAUAUAAAGAGGAAUGAAAUUAAUAAAUAUUCUAUUUUUUUUAAUAUAUUAUAUAAUAUUUUAAAAAAAAAAAAAAAAAUUAAUAAGGAAUUAUCUAAAAAUGAUUGUCUUUGUGAUGAAUAUAUAUGCAAAAAAAUAAAUUCUAAUAUAGAAGUAAGCAAUUUAAUUAACAUGUUUUUAUUUAGAUCUUUUAAUUUAUUUUUUUAUUUCAUGACUUAUAUAAAUGAAGAAAAUUUAAAAAGAGAGUCUCAUGAGAAAAAUGUACUUCUAAAAAAUAUUAAUUCAAACAAUACAAUUCUAUUAAAUAAUUCAAGAUUAUGUAAAUCAUUUUUGCAUUUUUAUGAGUUACCCUUGAAUUCCUUAACUCAAUUUCCUUUUAUUAAAAAAGAUUAUGAGUUAAUGAAGAAAAAUAAUUUUAUUUAUGAAAAACCAAAUAGGAGUGUACAAAAAGAAAUAGAAAAAUUUAUUUCACUUUUAAUAGAAAACGAGCAUACAUUGAUAGAUUCCUUUGAAUAUAUAAAUAAAACACUAAAAAAAGAAAAAAAAGAGGAAAAAGAGAUAAACAAAUAUAAGAAUUCUAUUUAUUCAAAUUAUUUUACUGAUAAUUUGAGAUUUUAUUUUGAAAGUUUUUUUGAGUUAAAAAAAUUUUCUUUAGCAAAUUAUCAUGUUUAUGAAAUAUACAAGAGCACUCAUUUAUUGCCAUCCAUAAAAAAUUAUAAUUCUUUGUCAUUAUUUUUAUGUUUAAAUAAUUUAUGUAAACCUUUGAAUCCACAUAAUUUAUUACAUGAUACAUUUAGCAUACCAAAAUUAUCAAAUAUAUUUCAUGUAAGACAAGAAGAAGAUGAAAAACUACAAAAAUAUUUUUAUCAAUUUAAUAAAGUACCCAAAUCAUAA
This is a messenger RNA of Plasmodium gallinaceum, 1479 nucleotides long. RefSeq names its product conserved Plasmodium protein, unknown function. Bases 1 to 1479 code for a protein of 492 amino acids. The transcript has a single exon. The record is from RefSeq and is a predicted model, not a curated record. NCBI's taxonomy places the organism in Eukaryota, Apicomplexa, Aconoidasida, Haemosporida, Plasmodiidae.